UCCAGUUGUAGUUCAGUGAACUGUGAACUCAAUCUAUUAUUGCACUAUGGCUAUCCCUCGAGCAUUUGCUUCGCUCUCCCUCACCCUGUUCCUUGUUGUUUCUCCUCUUUGCUGCAUGGCCAAGGAUAUAAUCUACUCUGGAGAAUCCCUCAAUACCGGGGAAUUCCUGACCUAUGAGAGCUACAAAUUCAUUAUGCAGUCCGAUUGCAACCUGGUCCUGUAUGCGAAUGGCAAAGCACUAUGGGCUUCCGGCACUAACGGCCGAGGCACCAGCUGCUAUCUCAUUCUCCAGAGUGAUGGUAACUUGGUCAUUUACGACAAAAACAAUAACGCUGUGUGGGCGAGCAACACCAACAUAGGACAAGGCAAUUACGUCCUCAUCCUUCAGAAAGAUCGCAACGUCGUCAUCUAUGGUGGUGCACUUUGGGCAACCAACACUAACAAGAGGACUGGCGUUAUGUUCAUCGAAAGUAAGGCCACCAUCUUCGGUGCUUUGCCCGCUAACAAAACUACAGAUGAAGUCAAGGCUGCACGCAUUGCCAUGGUCGUCAACAAGUGAUGCUGAAGUUCACUGAGCAAUAAAAUAAGCGCAUUUGUUCAUGCAUGCCCAUGCGUGAAUUAUAAAUGAUGAGUAAUAUAAUAAUUUGCCGUGCCUUAAUUAUAUUAUGUAAUGUUGCCGGUGUAUUUAUUUUCUAUUGUUGCUUAUGAUGGAUAUCAUGCUUUUAUAAUGCGAUGUAUUAAUUCGAUCU
Molecule: messenger RNA, 749 nt
Organism: Dioscorea cayenensis subsp. rotundata (Guinea yam)
Lineage: Eukaryota; Viridiplantae; Streptophyta; Magnoliopsida; Dioscoreales; Dioscoreaceae
Product: mannose-specific lectin-like
Exons: 1
Coding region: 47-559 (170 amino acids)
Source: RefSeq, a predicted model, not a curated record